Molecule: messenger RNA, 522 nt
Organism: Aaosphaeria arxii CBS 175.79
Lineage: Eukaryota; Fungi; Ascomycota; Dothideomycetes; Pleosporales
Exons: 2
Coding region: 1-522 (173 amino acids)
Cellular component (GO): mitochondrion
Molecular function (GO): methylcrotonoyl-CoA carboxylase activity
Source: RefSeq, a predicted model, not a curated record
AUGGAUAUCAGAGACCCUCAAGCAAACGUUACCUCCCAGCGAACACCUCUUGCACUUGUCGCACCGCUUCUGGAAGACAAUGGGUGGUCCAUGAUUGAGCUCGGUUUAACUGUCAACCGUGGUGGACUCGCCUGCCGCGUAGCUACAUGCCGCAGGUUGAACAUCACUGCAAUCACCAUUUACGUAGAGGAAUCUAAUCAUACGGACUGCUUCACGGACACAGGCGGAAGCAAUUCCCCCAGGCUACGUUUAUCUCAGCGAUCGCAGCGACUUCCUCUAGCCGUUUGUGAACAUGGGCUGAUAUUCGUUGGCCCUAGUUCCGAGGCGAUGCCAACUUUUGGUGAUAAGAGAGCGUCUAAGCCAUACCUCCGCGAGCAUUUACCAGAUCUCCCGCUGAUCCCCGGCUUCUAUGGCUCCUGCCAACAAAGAUCUUUAUUUAUGCUAAAAACUAGCUCGGACAAGAAUGGGACAGGAAUAAGGAUCGUCCGAGAAGAAAGUCAACUACAGGCUGAACUGGAUUAG